CAGGCCAUGAAGGCGUACUGCGAGCGCCAUAUUGUGGUCGAGACCGUGCCACGCACCGUGCGCCUCCCCAAGCUCUUUAGCGUUUACCUCGAGGACUUUGGCUCGUCCGAGUCGGAGAUGCUCGGGUGGCUCACGCAGUACAUGAAGGAGUGCCCGCCCGACAUCAUGCUGUACCGGAUAAAGUACCAGCACGGGAUCCUCGUCUAG
Messenger RNA from Saprolegnia parasitica CBS 223.65, 207 nucleotides. RefSeq lists its product as hypothetical. The annotation marks the transcript as partial. Lineage: Eukaryota; Oomycota; Saprolegniomycetes; Saprolegniales; Saprolegniaceae. The transcript has a single exon. The record is from RefSeq and is a predicted model, not a curated record.